UUGCUACUUUCUCCAUUUUUCAGCGUUGACAGCAUUUAUAUUAAUUGUGUAUCCGAAAAUACCGAGCGUGACAUAUUAACCGUCAUUACAAACAAGUUUCGCAAUUCAAAGAAAAAAUUGCACACUACCAUAACAUUUUCAGAUGUGAAAAAAGAAGCUGCGAAAUUGAACAAGAACAUAAUCAUUGUGCUCGAUGAGAUAGAUUAUUUAAGACCAUGCGAUCGUAAUUUUCUCUGCUCAGUAUUCGAUUGGCCGGUAUUUUGUACCCGAAUUUCAGUAAUCGGUAUCGCCAAUGCUCUGAAUAUGGAUGAGUUGCAAAGGCAUCAAUUAAAACAUUCACCGAAGCAGAUUAUUUUUGCUCCCUAUAGUAAAGAUCAGUUGCAGUUCAUAUUGUCAAAAAAAUUAGCGACUAACAUUAAUAAUACAAAUGCUAUUGAACUUUGUGCUCGAAAAGUAGCUGCAAUGACGGGGGAUGCACGAAAAGCAAUGCAAAUAGCGCGCUGGUCAGUUUCCAUUGGCAACUCAGAUAAUGUAUCUUGUCGUGAUGUUCUUGGAACUAUUAACAGUAUCUACAGUUCUCCUCUGCAUCAGGUGAAAAUGCCACUGCAACAGAAAAUACUUUUGGCGACAAUGCUUCGUAUCGUUGGUGACAAGGCCUCUACUGUUGUCAAUAAAGGUUAUUUACUGUCGGCGUAUGGAAAAGUUUGUGAACGACUAUUGCUACCAGCUCUUGAGGUGGAUGAAAUACACGGAGCAUUGUCAUUACUUGAAGCGCAAUCAAUUUUGGAGUCGAAACCUUCUUCAUAUCAAUUACUUGUUGAUAAAGCGUCUUCAAAUAAAAUAAUUGCUGAUUCUACUUUGAUUUCACAAAUUAAUAUGAUUGAGUUGGAGGAUACUUAGUA
Molecule: messenger RNA, 902 nt
Organism: Thelazia callipaeda (thelaziosis nematode)
Lineage: Eukaryota; Metazoa; Nematoda; Chromadorea; Rhabditida; Thelaziidae
Source: the annotation of a GenBank genome assembly